This is a messenger RNA of Culex pipiens pallens (northern house mosquito), 2081 nucleotides long. RefSeq lists its product as uncharacterized. The coding region runs from base 737 to 1297 and encodes 186 amino acids. NCBI's taxonomy places the organism in Eukaryota, Metazoa, Arthropoda, Insecta, Diptera, Culicidae. The record is from RefSeq and is a predicted model, not a curated record. The transcript is spliced from 3 exons.
UCAACGAAACCGAACGUAAUCUGCCGGACGCUCUGCACGUUAAACGAAAACUUAUGCUCAUUCCGCGUCUCCACCUGGGCGGUGACGCCGUUGCUAUUGACAUCUCACGGGCCCUCACCAACUAGCAGUUCCAUGGUCCGUACUGUGCCGUCGCCCAAGCCCCCGCAACCUCGUCGUUUAGGAAAGAUUCGUUUCGGCUGCAACGAGUUCGUGCGCUUGGAAUCACGCUUCCGGACGUUGAAGUGGCCUGAUCCUGAUCAGCGUGAUAAUUUCGUUGCGAAGCUUCGUAGUAGAACCAGGUUCAGCUAGUCCAAUAAGGAAAAUGAGCUGGAGCAGAAUAGCACCAGUUCUCGGUUGCCGCUCGAUUUUGGCCGUAAGGACCCGCCAGGAUUUUGGGCGGAAAUCGGCGAGCCAAAAUAAGGACGGUCGAUGUGGUCAAGAUUGAAGAGAAGGUAGAUGACGUUUUGGAACGCCUUUUCCGGCAAGAAUUGUUUCUUACGAUGGAAAUCAACCGGUAAACCUGCAGCGAUGGAUCAACUAGGCCAACGACACCGUCUACGAUAGUCGAGGACCUGAUAAGGACAGGAGCGGUGCGACGGCAGGAUAAACCUCGUGGAUAGCAACGUAAACCCUUCAGCAUUCUCAAGACGGAAAAUCAAGAACCAUCCAGUACAGUUAUGUGCCAAAAAAUGCCCCGGAGUCCCGACCAGCCACAUCUUUCAUUAGGCACACGAAGAUGACUCCAACCACAGAAGAAUCGGAAUCAGAAAAAACCAACCGGACAAUUCCGUGCCGCUCAACGAACCUGCCACCGUUUCAGACACUCCUCUAUGCACAACUCCCCGGCUCGGAAAAGGAAGAGAACCACAAUGGCAUGGAUAAGAACCAGAACCGAGCCGGACUUCAACUCAGACGCCACGAUGCUGGUCUGAAACGUUGCCGCCCGUCCUCACCAGGACCACCUCGCAAUAGGCGCAGGAGCGGUCUGCGGAAGGGGAAUCAAAGUAAUCAUCAGUUCAGGGAGGACGAACACGACGGAACGCUCGAGCGGUCACUGGCAGGAUUUACCGCGAUAAGAUGGACGAAUACUCUAUUUCUGCAACGUCCUCGAGCUGUGGCAGCUAAUCGGCCAACCGCCAACGCCAGCGCCACAAAUCGGUGGGGGAACUCCACAAGCAGCAGCUUUUGCAGCGCUCCAAGCUCGGCGGGACCCAGUUCUUCGCCAACAAAACCCAACAACAGCAACAACUCGGACCUGGAGGCGGCAACGGCAUUAAACCUUGGCCAAGAAGACUAACAAGAAGCAGAAUCACGCGGGAACGCCGUCCGCAACCGGCACGCGGCCAUGGCACUGCAAGCGCUCUCGGAUUGAUGCCGCCCGAAACCUGCUCGAAGAACGGCUGCGGCUUAGCAAGUUCCUUCCGAAGCGACGGGUUGGAGACGCGUUUUGGUUUAGAGCAAACAGAACUUUUGCACGAUCCUUGAAAUCCACUACCCCGCAAGCUCAUUCUGGAACUGCCACACCGGACGACCACGUUCCUGCACCGCCAUGCAAGUUCCCUCGGAACGACCGGUACACGAACUCUUCCAGGUCCAGAUCAACCGGAACCUGUCCCGCUGUACCCAAAGCCCUUCCUCGAAGACCGUCCUACCGAGGAACUCGUGCUGAAACAAACCAACUAAACUAAUUCGCGAUCAAAAGCUCAAAAAUUCCGACAGAUGGCGCAAAGCAUCGAAGAAUGACGAUCCAAAUUUUCGCUGUUCGGUUACAUAGGAAUGCAAACUUAAAGUUGAAUUUACAGCUCAUAGAACAACUUUUGAGAAAAAAAUCAAGUACACUCAAACCCCGAUGGUUUGACACCAACUGUUGUCAAACGAGCGGGGUCACUUUUUAGUUUGACACCCCUUUUACACGGAGUUCACACACACUACUGAACGUUUGUUUUGAUAGUGUGCGUGAGCGCCGUGUAAAAAGUGACAGUUCGUCACUUUUUAGUUUGACUUUGACCAACCAACGGGGUACAAACUAAAAAAGUGUCAAACGAAAAAGUGACCAACCACCGGGGGUUGAGUGUAGUACG